Cornus florida is the source of this 633-nucleotide messenger RNA. RefSeq lists its product as uncharacterized. NCBI's taxonomy places the organism in Eukaryota, Viridiplantae, Streptophyta, Magnoliopsida, Cornales, Cornaceae. The transcript has a single exon. The record is from RefSeq and is a predicted model, not a curated record. The coding region runs from base 1 to 633 and encodes 210 amino acids.
AUGACAGCUGCAAUACGUAUACUUGCAUAUGGAAUUUCAGUAGAUCUUUGUGAUGAGUACAUAAAGAUUUCUGAAACCACUGCGGUUGAAAGCUUGAAGCACUUUUGUGAUGCUGUAAUUGCAGUGUAUGCAGGGCAGUACCAAUGCAUACCGAACGAAGAGGACAUUGCACGUCUGCUUCGAGAAGGUGAAGAAAGAGGCUUCCCAAGUAUGCUUGGCUCUAUAGAUUGUAUGCAUUGGGUAUGGAAGAACUGCCCUACAGGGUGGCAUGGCAUACACAAGGGAAGAAAUCAUAAGCCUACCCUUAUAUUGGAGGCGGUUACAUCGAAAGAUCUGUGGAUCUGGCAUGCUUUCUUUGGUAUGGCUGGUUCAAACAAUGACGUGAAUGUCUUGGAUCAUUCCCCGGUGUUCAAUAGCCUGAUCAAUGGCACAAUGCCUCCGAUUAAUUACGAGGUAAAUGGUCAUCGACGUACAAUGGGGUAUUACUUAUCUGAUGGUAUUUAUCCCAAGUGGGCAACUUUGAUUCAGACCAUCCCACACCCAACACCUGUCAAAGAGAAAUUAUUUGCUAAAAAACAAGAAGCCGUUAGGAAAGAUGUUGAACGAGCGUUUGGCGUGUUGCAGAUCAGGUAG